Molecule: messenger RNA, 810 nt
Organism: Vigna umbellata (rice bean)
Lineage: Eukaryota; Viridiplantae; Streptophyta; Magnoliopsida; Fabales; Fabaceae
Source: RefSeq, a predicted model, not a curated record
AUGGAGAUGUUUAAAAAACUGGAGAUUACCAUUCCUUUAUCUGAAGCAUUGCAACAGAUGCCAUUCUAUGCUAAAUUUUUGAGGGAACUCCUUACAAAGAAAAGAAAAUACAUUGAGAAGGAGACCAUUGAAGUGCAAGGUAACUACAGUGCAAUCAUACAACAAUUACCUCCUAAGUUUAAAGAUCCAGGGAGCUUCACUAUUCCAUGCACCUUAGGAGAGUUGGAAGUUGGAAGGGCGUUGAUUGAUUUGGGAGCUAGCAUUAAUUUAAUGUCGCUUUCUAUGUUCAAAAGAAUUGAGGGUUUGGAACUCAAACCCACUAGAAUGGUUCUUCAAUUGGCAGACAAGUCUCUUAAAUAUUUGUAUGGGGUAGUUGAAGAUGUGCUGGUAAAGGUUGACAAAUUCGUAUUCCCAGUGGAUUUUGUUAUAAUGAAGAUGGAGGAGAAUGAAGAUGUGCUUCUCAUUCUUGGGAGACCAUUUAUGAAGACUGCUAGAGUUUUAAUUGAUGUUGAGAAUGGUAAGCUUAAAGUGAGAGUUCAAGAUGAAGAAGUGAAUUUUGAUGUAUUCAAAGCCAUGACACAUCCUAAAGAUGAUAAAGCAUGUUUUCAACUUGAUAUACUUGAUGAAGUUUUUAUGGUUCAAGAAAUGAUGGUAUGUUAUUCUUCUCCAUUAGAGAAAACUCUUAUUGAUGCUUGUGAAGACUUCAAUGAAGAAGAAGAGAAAUUAAUUGAUGAAUGUAUGACGGAUUUGGAGACAUUGAAGGAGAUUCCAGCGAAGGAUGCUAAGUUUGAGACAAUUGAUACCAAAUAA